Cloeon dipterum is the source of this 1075-nucleotide messenger RNA. It is a transcript of the gene Mlc2, whose product is annotated as myosin light chain 2. NCBI's taxonomy places the organism in Eukaryota, Metazoa, Arthropoda, Insecta, Ephemeroptera, Baetidae. The record is from RefSeq and is a predicted model, not a curated record. Gene Ontology annotation, cellular component: myosin II complex; cytoplasm. The transcript has 3 exons. Gene Ontology annotation, biological process: post-embryonic development; locomotion. Gene Ontology annotation, molecular function: calcium ion binding; myosin heavy chain binding. The coding region runs from base 157 to 783 and encodes 208 amino acids.
UAAGGCGUGCGUCGGGGCCGGCGGGGGGCCGCGGGGGGCGGCGGAGGGGUCGGCCGCGAGCUUAGCUAGGGGCGGGCGUCAAAAGGAGUCGGCAGUGGGACAGCGCUCGGCGGACCCACCACUUGAUUCUCGCACUCGGCCCCGAAAACAUCAGCAAUGGCGGACAAGGAAAAGAAGAAGAAGAAGAAGUCCACCAAGGAGGAGGCGCCCGCUCCCGCCCCCGCCCCCGAGCCCGAACCAGCACCGGCUCCAGCGCCGGCUGCUGAGCCCGCUCGCGCCAGCCGCGGCUCCAAGAAGGCUGCCAAGCGCUCUGGCUCCAAUGUCUUCUCCAUGUUCAGCCAGAAGCAGGUGGCCGAGUUCAAGGAAGGCUUCCAGAUGAUGGACUGCGACAAGGACGGCAUCCUGAGCAAGAACGACCUGCGCGCCACCUUCGACUCCCUGGGUCGCCUGGUGGCUGAGAAGGAGUUGGACGCCAUGGUCAACGAGGCCUCCGGCCCCAUCAACUUCACCCAGCUGCUCACCCUUUUCGCCAACCGCAUGUCCGGUGGCUCUGAUGAGGACGACGUCGUCAUCAAUGCCUUCAAGACCUUCGAUGAGAACGGCAAGAUCGACAGCGAGAAGUUCAGAUACGCUCUGAUGACCUGGGGAGACAAGUUCUCCGCCCAGGAGGUCGAUGACGCUUUCGACAACUUUGAAAUCGACGACGCCGGUUUCAUCGACACCGGCAAGCUGAUCGCCGUGCUCACCGCCUCCGGCGAGGAGGAAGGAGGAGAGGAGGCGUAAAUUCGUCACCAUUCAUCAGAAAACGCAACAACAUCUAACUUCCAGCCAAACAACAUAAAUAUAUAUGUUUAAAUGAAACAUCUUUACGAAACAAAACACCAACAACAUGAACAACAAACGUUUAACAUCAAAACAACAUCUUGUAUAUCGUCCAACAACCAAGAACUCGGGGCAGGCGAGACUAAACUAAUAUCGACGGUAAGAUCCAACAACUUACAACAAGAACUGUACACAUGAUAAAAGUAAUAAAGCCAAAAAUAAUAAAGAUACAAUUUAUUAUUGCAAAAAGCGA